AUGUUGCAUCCAAAGAUUGUAGUUGAGAGCUCACACGUUAUGGAGUUUAUUCCAACGGUGAAGGAGAGAAGAGCCAAUGGUCUGGAUAAACAAAAUUUCAUCGUCGAAAAGAUUGAAGAUGGUAUCGAGAAGAUGUACUGGAUGUACUAUAUCAAUUUACCAUACUAUCUGAUGUUGACUGCAGAUGCCUAUAUUCUACACACUUUCAUCUUAACAAUGUUCAGUUUAAGUGUGUUUGGUAUAGUGAAAUAUUGUUUAAUGUUCUAA
Messenger RNA from Maudiozyma saulgeensis, 267 nucleotides. The record is from the annotation of a GenBank genome assembly. NCBI's taxonomy places the organism in Eukaryota, Fungi, Ascomycota, Saccharomycetes, Saccharomycetales, Saccharomycetaceae.